AUGAAUUCUCCGUUACUUAAUGCAGGUUGUCGACUUGGACCAUCAUGUAUUUCGCUACUUAGUCGAGUAGUAACUCAUCGAACGGCUACAACAGCAGCAUCGUUAGCUUCAUCACCAAACACAUCUGAAUCGCAUACAAAUGAGCAAAAGCCAAAAUUGAAGGAAAAAGUUGUUCGAACAGAUACAAAACCUCGAACAUCAAAUUCAUUUGUUUUAAAUUUAUAUCGUGGUCAAUUUCAGCCAGAUGAAUUAUUUCCAUAUCCUAAUGUACUUAAUGAAGAACAAAAGGAUAAUGUCAAAAUGCUUAUUGAUCCAAUAUGGAAAUUUUUUGAAGAAAAGAAUGAUGCAGCUAAAAAUGAUAUGAUUGAAAAAAUUCCAGAUGAAGUCAUGAAUGGUUUGAAAGAACAAGGUGUAUUUGGUAUUCAAGUACCUGUUGAAUUAGGUGGUCUUGGUUUAACAAAUGCACAAGCAGCACGUCUUAUUGAAAUUGUUACUGGUCAUGAUCUUGCUAUUUCAAUUUGUGUUGGAGCUCAUCAAUCUAUUGGUUUUAAAGGCAUUCUUCUAUUUGGUACGGAUGCACAAAAACAAAAAUAUCUACCAAAAUUAGCUGCUGGUGAACAUAUUGCAGCAUUUGCUUUAACUGAACCAGCAGCUGGUAGUGAUGCUAUUUCAAUAAAAACUAAAGCUGAACUUUCACCUGAUGGUAAACAUUAUGUUUUAAAUGGUUCAAAAAUUUGGAUAUCUAAUGGUGGUAUUGCUGAUAUAUUUACAGUAUUUGCACAAAUACCUACUGCUGAUGAUAAGACAGGUCAAGUCGAAAGUAAAAUGACAGCUUUUAUUGUUGAAAGAAAAUUUGGUGGUGUUACGAAUGGACCAGCAGAAAAAAAGAUGGGUAUUAAAGGAUCAAAUACAACUGAAGUGUUUUUUGAAGAUUGUAAAGUUCCUGUUGAAAAUGUACUUGGUGGUGUUGGAAAUGGAUUUAAAGUUGCUAUGAAUAUUUUAAAUAAUGGUCGAUUUGGUAUGGUAGUUGGUUUAUCAGGUACAAUGAAGAUGGCUAUUCGAAAAUCGAUUGAUUUUGCUAAAAAUCGUCGUCAAUUUGGUCGUACAAUUGAUACAUAUGGUAAUGUUCAAGAAAAACUUGUACGAAUGGCAAUGAGACAAUAUGUUACUGAAAGUCUUGGAUUUCUUUUGGCACAAAAUAUGGAUCGUGGAAUACCUGAAUAUCAAUGUGAAGCAGCUAUUGGAAAAAUUUUUGCAUCUGAAUCAGCAUGGUAUGUACUUGAUGAAGCAAUACAAAUUCAUGGUGGAAUGGGUUUUAUGAGAAGCUCUGGUCUUGAACGCGUUUUACGUGAUUUACGCGUCUUUCGUAUAUUCGAAGGUGCAAAUGAUAUUCUACGUUUAUUUGUUGCUUUUACUGGUUUACAAUAUGUUGGUUCACAUUUACGUGAAUUACAAAAUGCUGUUAAAAGUUUUAAUUUAAAUGCUAUUGUUGGUGAAGGUUCAAAACGUUUACGUCGAAAUAUUGGUAUGUCAACAGGUCCAAAUGUAAAUGAAUAUAUACAUUCACCACUUCAUCCAUCUGGUUUACUUUUAUCAAAAUCAAUUAAUCGUUUUGGUUCAACAAUAGAACAAAUUCUUAUGAAAUAUGGUAAAACAAUACGUGAUGAACAAUUUAUUGUUCAUCGUAUUGGUGAUAUUACAAUUGAUUUAUUUACAAUGGCAGCUAGUUUAUCACGUUGUACACAUUCAUUUAAAAAUCAAGUACCUACAGCUAUACAUGAAUCAAAUUUAGUUCGAAUAUGGUGUGAAGAAGCAUAUGAUAGAAUUAAUAAUAAUAUUAAUCUUAUUCAAAAUCCUGAAUUUAUUGCAAGAACAAAAUUAAUGGCACAAUUAGCUCGAGAAAUGGUUGAUAAAGAAUCAACUGUACCUGUUCAUCCAUUAGGUUUUUAA
Molecule: messenger RNA, 1950 nt
Organism: Rotaria sordida
Lineage: Eukaryota; Metazoa; Rotifera; Eurotatoria; Philodinida; Philodinidae
Source: the annotation of a GenBank genome assembly